AUGGCGGCCAGGACGGCGGGUGGGGGGCGCUGGGAGGUGGUGAAGAAGGGGCGGCGGCCUGGGGCCGGAGGCAGUGGGCGAGGCGGCGGAGUGGACCGCCGGGCGCUCGGGGAGGCGAACGGCGUGUGGAAAUACGACCUGACCCCUCCCAUCCAGACGACAAGCACCCUUUAUGAGCGGGGCUUUGAGAAAAUCAUGAAGAAGCAGAAUAAGGAGCAGGUUCCACCCCCAGCCGUGGAGCCUAAGAAACCUGGGAACAAAAAGCAGACUAAGAAGGUGGCAACCCUCACCAACCAAAACCAGAAGCAGGGCCGCUUCCGCAGCCUGGAGGAGGCACUGAAAGCUCUGGAUGUGGCAGCUCUACAGAAGGAACUGGACAAGAGCCAGAGCGUGUUCUCUGGGAACCCAUCUGUGUGGUUGAAGGACCUGGCCAGCUAUCUCAACUACAAGCUCCAAGCACCUCUAAGUGAACCCACACUAAGCCAGCAUACUCACGAUUAUCCCUAUAGCCUGGUGAGCCGCGAACUGCGUGGGAUCAUCCGAGGGCUACUGGCAAAAGCAGCGGGGUCUCUGGAGCUCUUUUUUGACCACUGUCUGUUCACCAUGCUGCAAGAGCUGGAUAAGACGCCAGGGGAGUCACUACAUGGUUACCGCAUCUGUAUCCAAGCCAUUCUGCAAGACAAACCCAAGAUUGCCACCAUGAACCUGGGCAAGUUCCUGGAACUGCUGAGGUCCCACCAGAAUCGACCAGCAAAGUGUCUGACCAUCAUGUGGGCACUGGGUCAAGCAGGUUUUGCCAACCUCACCGAGGGACUGAAAGUGUGGCUGGGGAUCAUGCUGCCUGUGCUGGGCAUCAAGUCCCUGUCCCCCUUCGCCAUUGCAUACCUGGAUCGCCUGCUCCUGAUGCACCCCAACCUCACCAAGGGCUUUGGCAUGAUUGGCCCCAAGGACUUCUUCCCACUUCUGGAUUUUGCCUAUAUGCCCAACAACUCUCUGACACCCAGCCUGCAGGAGCAGCUGUGUCAGCUCUACCCCCGACUGAAGGUGCUGGCAUUUGGGGCAAAGCCGGAAUCCACCCUGCAUACCUACUUCCCCUCCUUUCUGUCCAGAGCCACCCCCAACUGCCCUCCUGAGAUGAAAAAAGAGCUCCUGCGCAGCCUGACCGAAUGCCUGACGGUGGACCCCCUCAGUGCCAACGUCUGGAGGCAGCUGUACCCCAAGCACCUAUCACAAUCCAGCCUGCUUCUGGAGCAUUUGCUCAGGUCCUGGGAGCGGAUUCCCAAGAAGGCACAGAAGUCUUUGCAAGAAACCAUUCAAUCCUUCAAGCUUACCAACCAGGAGCUGCUAAGGAAAGGCAGUUGUAAUAACCAGGAUGUCGUCACCUGUGAUGCAGCUUGCAAGGGUCUGUUGCAGCAGGCUCAGGGCUUCCGGCUGCCCUGGACACGGCUACUCCUGUUGGUGCUGAUCUUUGCCAUAGGUUUCCUGUGCCACGAUUUCCGGUCACACAGCUCUUUCCAAGCUUCCCUUUCUGGCCGGUUGCUUCAGUCAUCUGGUUUAUUGCCUGCUGGCCAAAAAGCAUGUGCCAAGAUCUACUCCUACAGCCUGCAAGGCUACAGCUGGCUAGAGGAGACAUUGCCAGCCUGGGGCUCUCACCUGCUGACUGUGGUGAGGCCCAGCUUGCAGUUCGCCUGGACUCACAUCAAUGCCACAGUCAGCUUCCUUUCUGCCCACUGUGCCUCCCACCUUGCCUGUUUCAGUGACAGCCUCACCAGCCUCUCCCAGCGGCUCCAGCUCCCUGAUGCCCUGAACCAGCUGCUCCAUUCUCUGAGGGAGCUGCUUCUGCUUCUUUACCACAACGUGCUGUUGCCAGUGUGGCUCAUGCUGCUUGAGGCCCUGGCUGGGGCCCAGCAGUACUGCCACAAGGCGUGCAGAGGCGAGGUGACCUGGGACUGCGUGAAGACACAGCUCAGUGAGGCUGCCCGCUGGACCUGGCUCUGCCUACAGGACAUCACAGUGGCUUUCUUGGACUGGGCACUUGCCAUGAUAUCCCAGCAGUAGGCCCUGCCUCCUUGGCCACUAGGUUCUGACUGGGAUGGGUUAUCUGAGACUGCUGGGGGACACAUGGGGGCAGUUCUGCCUGGGGACUUUUUUAUUGGUGCCUGAGUUCUGUCUUCUAGGCAAGUGUCCAGUCGUCUCUGCCCCAGUACUUUCGUCUUUGGUGGUGACUGAGCCCAGGGGUAUCUCAGCCACCUAUCCGCAGGUCCACUGAACACUUCUCUGGCCUUGUUGCACAUAGCUCCCAGCCUCUGCCCUUGGGCUGGUAGCCUCUGUAGCCUCCUCUCUUGUCUCCUGCCUUCUAUCUCAUUCCUGAAGCCCCAAACAGCUCAUCCCCAGAGGUGGGACUCCAGCGAGUGGCUUCUGCCUUCUUCCCAUGAAUGAGUUCUGCCCCCACACUUUAAUCACAGCAAGAAAAGGAAAGGGACCCGGAAGGCUACAACACCACAGUAGGGAACAGCAGCUUCACCUCUACCCAAAGCCUGGACGUGGAGGGCUACUUGGAAAAACCUCUCACCUCAAAAUGCCCAACUGAGGUCCUUCGAGACCCUUCACUGCCCCCUCCACCCUGAUCCUUUUUACUCACCAUUCCCCUUCAGUACUGGGGGGCCUCUGCCUCCAGGUUCAGCUUCUCUGCUGCCCACCCCUACCUGCCAUCUGUCUGCAGAGCAGAGCCCAGUUAGUUGUAUGCCUUGGGCCCAAGGAACCUUUCAGCAACUUGUUGAGACAGGAUUCAGCAUAUAGCUCCUGGAUAUGCCUACUAGGUGGAAUAAAGGCCACAGAUUUGAUUUCUAGCUUUCCUCUCUGCAUCCUCACAUAGGAAUUCCCAUACUUGUGAACAGGACAAAAUAUGGGCACCUGCAUAUUCCCCUUUGGCCCUUGCCCUCCUAGGGUUUGUAGCUGCUGGCAGUAAUUGAGCUUUUGGCAAGGAAAGCCCACACCCCUCAUCCUAAACUUGGCCUAUUGAGGGUUCUAGACACACUCCUCUUGCUCCCCUAGUCAUAUAGUCUCACUUGUCACUGUGAUUCAUGUCCCAAUUGUGAUUUGCCGUGACAGUUUAACUAUUUGAUGCUUGGGAAAGCAGGAAGGAAUCUCCUAGGGAAAUUAUUGGCCAGCAAUCGGGAUGUCUUCUUCCUUGCCAGGACUUUAUUAAUUGAUUUGUUUUAUAAGGAAGUAAGUGGAAGAUUUAGAACAACAGAGACAGGAUGAAGGGUUUAUCACCAAAGUCCUUUUAAUUUUGGACUUGAGACUAUGUCAUAACUGCACAGAUUUUCAGUUCUCACCUCAAGUCUCUUGAAUGUUUCCAAACAAGCGGUACUAGAGGUGCACUGCCCACUCACAUUUUUGUUCCCUUUCCUUGUUAGGAUGUUACAACUUGGAAAUUAAAUAGCCCACACUGGGCAGAACCCUGCUCUCCUAGUGGCAGUUAGCAAUGACCAUUUUUCACAGAAAUUAGAAACCUUGCCUGGCAAAAAGCAGUGGUCUAGGACAUCUCAGCAGGACUGUCCAAGGGUCCCAAGACAUGUUCCAUGUCCUCAGUUACUCUUCACCAAUCAGAAACAAAUGGGUUCAAUUCUCAGGAAUAGUGAAGCUUUGGAACUGGCCUAUAUUCAAGACAAGUAGAAGAAGUUGGCAACAGCAAAGGACAAACUCAUGACACUCCUACAAUGACAUCGAGUCCAGUUCAGCUAAGGCUGCUGAGCUAAGUUCUUUCAAUCCAGCAACUUGGAGAAUGCCACAAGUGCUUCAUUGGUUUCUAAUGUGGGUACUGUACCUUGGGUUCAUUCCAUUUCUGGCAUAUAACCCUGGGGUGGUGUGACAUUUCUCUUCAACUUAGAUUAACUGAGGUCUCCACAGCCUCUCACAAGGAGACUGACUCCUGAAUUGGCUUUAAUAGAUGCAGUUGGUUGACCCAGUGUUGGAAUUGCCCAGAAUUUUUCCUCUGGCAGAGGAGUGGUCCCAACAUUGCACCUGCUGUUCAUUAAAGCUACACCAGAGAUCCAGAUGUUUCAUUUUUGCAGAACUAUCAACAAACAGCCAGUGAGUUGAACCAGUAUGGACUAGUGGAGCACACUCUGGUGCUGACAGGUUGGCAAUGACUUGGUGUUAGAAGAACAGAAGUAAAUUGACACUGGAGAGGGUUACAGCUGGACAUUGUUACUUUACUUUUCACACACAGCUGGAGUUCUACAGAUAACGCGCCACAAAACUGAAGGGCAGUUUAAAUAUGGUUACCUCUUAAUUACAAAUUAUGUGGACCUGCAAAUUAUAUUACAUGACUCAUUUGAAACACUUCUUUCCAUUUUUCUAAGUCUUAAAGUAUGUUUCCACACUCCUCUGGUUAUUUGUACCCAGUCUACAGCUUUAGAGCAGGCCAACUUGAUGGGCCGGCCUGAUUUACUAUGGAUAGAUUAUCUUGCCAGGCAGAUAACGUUGCUGGUCUCACACCUGCAGCAUUGCUCGUCCGUUCUCAAAUGCCACCACCCUUGAGGUGAAGUGUUUCCCAAAGAGAGGGACAUGCCUUCCCUGCCGUGUUCCAGAAUGACCCAGUUGUCAGUUACACAGAAAUUUCAAUGAUUGGAUGACCUCAGCAAUUUAAUAUGUCUCAUCUCUCCUGAAGGAGUUUGAAUUUAAGCAAAACACUUAAAAUGAUCCAUCCUUUUUCUACAUACUCUUCAUGGUCCCACUCCCAAAAGGGCUUGAGGGGACAAAGGACCUUGCUUUUCCCUAUGUGGUAUUCCAUUUUUACUGGGUAUUUUCAUUACCCCGGACUUGAGGUAUGAGGAAAUUUGAAGGUGGUGGAGGGGAGCUUCCAUUGUUCAAGGUAUGAGUGAAUAUUUAUUGAAUAUUGAAUAUUCUGCCUAUGAAUAAAAUAUUGAA
Molossus molossus (Pallas's mastiff bat) is the source of this 4935-nucleotide messenger RNA. It is a transcript of the gene TMEM214, whose product is annotated as transmembrane protein 214. Gene Ontology annotation, cellular component: Golgi apparatus; endoplasmic reticulum. The record is from RefSeq and is a predicted model, not a curated record. The coding region runs from base 1 to 2058 and encodes 685 amino acids. NCBI's taxonomy places the organism in Eukaryota, Metazoa, Chordata, Mammalia, Chiroptera, Molossidae. The transcript is spliced from 17 exons.